Molecule: messenger RNA, 1878 nt
Organism: Salvelinus sp. IW2-2015
Lineage: Eukaryota; Metazoa; Chordata; Actinopteri; Salmoniformes; Salmonidae
Product: acid-sensing ion channel 1-like
Biological process (GO): sodium ion transmembrane transport
Cellular component (GO): plasma membrane
Molecular function (GO): ligand-gated sodium channel activity
Source: RefSeq, a predicted model, not a curated record
CCCUGUUUUCUACCGCUGAUGAAUGUUGCUUACAAACAACACACACACAUUUUGGUGAAUUUGAUACAGGCUGCCGUGGUUGUUAAGGACAGGCAAGAAUCAGUCGGAGACUCGUGCGGGUCUUACAUGUCUGUAUUUUCCAACCGACUUCGUCACCCGAUGUAAAACACGUGCCAUCCURUCCAUGCUCUCCUCCUAUUCGGACAUCCAAGUUAAUCGAUCAGGGAAACGCUGUUUUCGGUCGACAGCUUCCGAGGUUCACCCCGUAAUGUGUUGGAAUUGGAUUUACACAUUUAGCUGAUUAUUAGCCUACGCGUGAUUUAAUUCAGACGUUUUUCAUCCUAAAUCGUGUUUCCUCUUAUCCCAGUAAAAAAAAAGGGGAGUUUAUGAUGAUUGCAUUGUUGUAGUAGGUGCCGUUCUAAAGAGAGAGAGGGUGCAAGGCAGCGUGUAUGCGGUUGAUGCCUGACCGAAGCGACCGCUCUCACCAGGAAUGUAACAAGACAGUCUCUCGUACAGUUUCCGCUAUUUGACAGGAUGCAACCGCAUGAUCUGUACUAAAACGGCCAGAGCAGGCUUCAUUGACAAUGUUUUUUUGAGGUUUGUACAAGUGGGAGCCGGUGGGAAAGAACGCAGCGUGUUAUAUGGGCAUAUAACCAGCAGCGUCUCCCGAGAAACAGCGUUUGUUGUAUUCCAAUUGCAUAUGGUUGAACCGCUCGUGAACCAUCUCCUGACACCAAUACAUUCAGUUCUUGCUGUGGUUUUGCUGGGAGUUUUUCUUUUGCAAGCCUGUAAGAGACACCAACUUGUGUUGCGGGAAUCGCUCCUGAAGUAUAUGGGAGAGAAGAUAUUGGCAUCUAUCUAUGCGCGUAAAUAUGGGACUAUAUUGGACAUAUGUUUGAGUUAUUACAUUGACCGUCUGAAGGGAAAUUGUGCACGAAAUAGUAGAGUUUCUUGUCAAAUAAUCCGAAGAAUGUACUGGUAGCCUGGAUAGAUGGUGUUAUUUUGUUGGGGGUCCAGUGACGCAACAUUUCAUACSGCCUGGAUGAGGAACAUAGAAAUCCAUGUGUAGAAGGGCGUGAACUCACAGACUCACAGUUGGUACCCUCCUUCCUUCUCUAGUGUCAAUAGCGUUCCCUUCGCUGCUAGUACUUUCCCAUUCUUCCCCUUCACACUGAUACCAUAUAGCCUCGUCAUGGAUCUCAAAGCGGAGUCAGAAGAGAUGGUGGACUCCUUCAAGCGACCGGUGCCUAUUGAAGUUUUCGCCAGCAGGUCCACACUGCACGGCAUCUCGCACCUGUUCACCUACGAACGGAUGUGCGUCAAGCGGUGCCUGUGGAUCUUGUUCUUCCUGGCUUCUCUGGGGUUCCUGGUGUUGGUGUGUGUWGACCGGGUCCAGUUCUACUUCCAGUACCCCCACGUUACCAAGCUGGACGAGAUAGCGACCCCGCUGAUGAUAUUCCCCGCUGUCACCUUCUGCAACCUGAACUCUUUUCGCUUCGGCAGGGUGACGCGUAACGAUCUGUACCAUGCAGGGGAGCUCCUUUCACUACUCAAUGGAAGGUACGAGAUCAGAGACACUCACCUGGUUGAGGAGAGCGUUCUGGAGACCCUGAAGAUCAAAGCUGACUUCCUCAACUUCAAGCCCCGCCCCUUUAACAUGCGWGAGUUCYACGACCGGACGGGCCAUGACAUCAAGGACAUGCUGCUGUCAUGCUACUACCGCGGGAUGGAGUGCAGCGCUGAGGACUUCACUGUGGUGAGUGAGACAAUGGUGCAUGUGAAGACUAUACAUACCUGCAUAACUGGCGUUAUAGGCUCCCAUAGAUACGUUUCUCUGGGAUGCUAAGCUAGUUGCUGUCAUGCUACUACUGCAGGGUG